CACAAGUGCCGGACUGUGAUUGGCUCAUAUAUUUAAGGAUUCCUACAACGUGAAAUUCUUAUAAAGUGGAACGUAUCUACCGUAAAAGGGGGGUCGACUGUAUAUCCAAAAUAUAGCCUGAUCAUUUAUGGCAGUUGUAGGUGUAUUUGCUUAAGAUAUUGGGUUUUCGAUUGAAGUGUAUGUUUAUAUUGUUCAAACAUUGCAAAAUUACAAUAUCUAUGUAUUUUAUGAACAAAAUGGCAGAUUUCACUAAACUGUACAAAGGUAGAUUUUGAAAAAUCACACACAUCAUGAUAGAAGUACUAACGUUUUUGGGUAUUUAUUGAUGACUAACCUGAUGAUAAAAUUCUUGUUUUAACAGUUUUGCAUCAUUCAGAUGAUGGAAGUGUUUGGUAAAUUGUAUGUGCAUUAUUUUUUGAAUGUCAUUUAUUACUACUUGGAAGUGUAAGAAGCAUUAUAUUUUAUUUCUUAGUUUUGUAUUUUUCCAGGACAUAUUUAAUUAUAAUGGUUUUUCAACCUUUUAUUGUUCAGCUGGUGCCAGUGACUCAAUUGUGCAUCAUUGCAUAUAAUUCCAUAAAGACUGCUUGAAAUAAAAAAAAUUUUAUUUCUUAAUUUAUAUAGUUACUUCAUGAAAAAAAUGAUUUGAAAUUAUUUAGUACAACUGUUUUGCUGUUGCCAUUGAAAAAAAGUGUUAAAUUUAGUUAAAAUGAAAAUAUAUCACUAAUAGCAUUUUAAUUUUUCUAAUUUAUUUCUGUAGAAAGUUUCAAAGAAUCAGAAUUUACUUCUGAUUGGGCUGCAAUUUGAAAAAAUUAUAGACCUAUAAAUUCCCACUGUCAUCUUGUCUGUUUGCCCUUCUUUAAUCUUGAGAAUGGUGUUAGAGAAAUGAAAGUUGAGACCAAAUAUAGAAAGCUUAGAGGCAGGAUUAACUAUCAGUACAUUUCUAUAUUCAACGAUUGACUCAGCAGUGAAUUUUCUGUUGAAUCCCUCCGUUGAACGAUCUGACAUCACAUUUUGUAGAAAAAAGAAACACUCUCGUUGAGAGUAGUGUUGAGAGGUCGCUUUUCAAGAUGGCUGACUUAACUAACGAGAAGGUGGCGAUUAUGACUGUUUUAUUAAAUAGUAUUUCUGAGAGUAGAGGGAGUUACAAGAUGUUUUUUAAAUCUAAAAAAGAUAUUGAAGAUAUUCCAUUUCUGUAUGCUGCUGCAGCGGGAAAAUCGAAAAAAGCCAAAAUAGAAGGCUGUGUCGAAAAUAUCGUUCCCAGAUACAACGACAUGGACUUUAAGUCUCAUCUUCGUCUUUCUAGAAGCACUAUCAAAAUUUUAAUGGAACAGCUUCCUGAACAAAGGACUGGCCCUGGUCAAAUAGGACUAAGAGAAACAUCACUACAAACAAUUGUGUUGAUGUCACUAUUUUCGUUAGGCAAUCAGGAGUCAUUUCAUGGCAUUGCGGACAGAUUUGGAAUAAGCAGAGGACAUGCCUAUAGAGAAUUUGUAUAUUUUAUUAAAACCGUCUCUUCGUUAAUCCACAAAUUAAAGAAUAAACCAAAAUUAUAGUUAUAAAUAAUAUAUAUAUUUAUUUUGUAUAAAAAUAUGUACAUAAAAGCAUUUCAGUUAUUUUUUCAAUAUUUCUAAUAAUUGCUUCAUAACUUUAAGUUUCUCUUCUUCCAUCUUUUGAAAUUCCCUCCAACGUCUUUCUUCUUUUUCUUUAUAUUCUUUUUUCUUAUUUUCAACAUAGUUCUUAAACAAUGCUGGAGGUUCUUCUUUUGACAGUUUUGGUUUUUUUGAAUGUGGAGUAUCACUUUGGUCAUUAGAGGAUGGGGAGAAUUGUGAAUAGAAGUAGUUGCAAUAGUAGAGUUUUCCAAAGAAUUCAAUGUGUCAAUAGGUGAAGGUUGGGAGUAGAUAGGGCUGGGAAGAGAAGACAAUAGUGUUUCUGCUGGAGGAGAUAUAUUGGUUUUGUAACCAUAUUUUUUAUCUAAUAGUUGAAAAUAUGGCCAGGUGAUGCAACCUUUCCCACUCUUUCUAGCCCUGUCUUUGUUUUUCCUGUAUGUUGCUACUAAAUUUCUCCAUUUCAUGUCACAAUCUUCAUCAGUUAAAUUAUACCCUUGUGACUCCAUUAUCCUUAUUUUUUUUUUAUUUCCUGUCUUUCCAAAUUGAUCCUCAAGUGCCAGUCUCUCUGAAAUUAGUAAUUUAAUAAUGGCAUCUGUCCAUACAUCUGUAAAAUUGGAAAUAAAAAAAUGUCAAGAAUAAAUUAAAAUUACAGUAGAGCAUCGAUUUUCCGAAAGUCAAUCAUCCGAAAGAAUUCCA
Centruroides sculpturatus (bark scorpion) is the source of this 2303-nucleotide messenger RNA. RefSeq lists its product as uncharacterized. The transcript is spliced from 2 exons. Lineage: Eukaryota; Metazoa; Arthropoda; Arachnida; Scorpiones; Buthidae. Bases 1068 to 1553 code for a protein of 161 amino acids. The record is from RefSeq and is a predicted model, not a curated record.